AAAAAAAUAACUUUCUUUGCUUGCUUGUUUGGCUUGUUGUGAGUGAAUUUAUAGAAAGUGAAACCUAUCAACACCACCACACAUUGCAGAUUCCUUCCCAACAAACACCUCCAAAGAUUUCCCCAAAUCUCUUAAAUUUUCUCUACAAAGGUCAGUGACUCACUAAUCUCAAUUUGCCCUUAGAUUUUCAUGUUCCAGAUUCUCAAUACCCAUUACCUUUUUUGUGUUUUUAUAUUGCUUUCAACUCUUCUAGGGUUUUUAUCGUCCCCCGGUUUGUUGGUGCUUUUGCACAUCUUUGUGGAAAAAAAUUGAUUACAUACCACUUGGAAAAAAACUGUUUUUUUUCUGUUUGGAUCAGAAGAUUGGAUCAAAGUAGGGUUUGAAUUUAUACACACAUAUAUUUAAUGUUAGACCCAGGAUUGGAUUGAUGUUUUUUGUGUCACGCAAGUGAAUUCAUGAUGGGUGGGGAUAAUUCUGCUGAUGGGUUUCAAAAACCUCGUCCCGUUUUGGGCGAUGUAACCAAUCGGCUAGGGAAAAGGGCAUUAUUGCUGCUUUCGGGGGAAUCGGGAAAUAAAUUUGGAGAUGGGCAUGGUAAACAUGUUGAUGAAAAAGAGGGUGAUUCACUCUUUACACAGAAAGUGUGUCAGGGAGUGGAGAAUAUAGUCAAAGAGAAAUGUGGGAUCAGAUGCAUUGUAAAUGACAAUGACAAAGGUAAGAAGGCUUGUGUGUCGCCACGUCCUUGCAGUGAGAUUAAUUCACUGCGGGGAAAUAUUAUUAUAUCUGGCAUCUCAAAAAUAACCAGUGAAGUUAAGGAGUUGAAUUCAUUUGGUGCCAGCCUUCAUCUUGGUAAAAGCAAUGCUGUCGUUGACAAUGUUGUAGAAGUUGUUGAUGCCUCUAGAGACAACUGUGUUUCUAGCAUUUCAAUGCCUAUGGUCCCUGGAUCAUGUGUUGGUGUUGAACAAAAUUGUAUCAACAAUGACAUUAUACAAGAUGAUUUACGAGGUGAGGAAUUAGUCUCUCAUGCUUGCAGAAAGGAUUGCAAACAUAUUAUUGGUGCUGAUAAUUUCACUUUAGGCAAAAAUGGGUCUGUUGAGUGCUCAAUAUUGCCCGAGUCUCAGGGUUCUGGAUCUUUCAAACUAGAGAAUUGCAUAGGGUUGAAGGGUGAUGGAAUCGCUAACUCAAGUGCAAAUGUUGACUCUAUCAAAGCUUGCUCUUGUUCUUUUUGCUUGAAAGCUGCUUAUAUUUUGUCAGACCUCCACUACCAGGAUAUGAAGGGUCGAAUAGCUGCACUAAAGAAGAGUCAGAAAGAAGCAAGCAUUAUGGUUCAAAGAAGUUGCAGGGACAAGGGAGUUGAUAAACAUAGUCAAGGAAAUUGCCCUAAAUACUCAAAGUUAGAAUCUAAUCUUAUGGGUCAGUGGAAGUCACUGUUUCUUCAUAUGGAGGAUAUAUUUGUACGUGAAGGCAGCCAACUUGAAACCAGUUUGCUCGCACUAAAAGAUUUGAGAGAGAAUUGCAAGACAGAGUUGGAGAUGGUUAAUGGGAUGCCUUUGGAGAAACAAUAAUUGCUUCUGAUGCUUGUGCUUGUAAGAUUGUUUAGGUAGAGUCUAAUUUCAGUCCUAGUUUGCAUGUGCACAUGCUAUGCCAUAUUAAUGUUAGGAAAUUUCUAGAAGCUUAUACCAUUCUCAUAGAAGAUGUUAGACAUCUGCAGCAUUUAUAAUAUUUUGGUGUUGCCAUUGUUGCUGAUGCCUAAACAAUGUUUGUUCGCUUUGGAAAUUAAGAUUGUCAUCGAGUGCUUUAUAUGUUAUUAUGCUCCCAUCCUUUGUGCCUCAUCCAGUAUUUCGUUUAGGUUCAUUCCAAGUUAAUUGGUUAUCAUCCCAUUGCCUUUUCCUUCAGUUUGAUUCCAAAACUCCGUUAAUGUUUCCCUUUUCGUUUUUGGUAAAAAGUGUUAGCAUGUUUUAGAUGGAGAUGAGACGGAAUUGGUUGAACCAAUCUAAAUGGUUUGGCACAUUUGAUUAGUGUCAUUAUUAACUUUUAAUAUAUUGUUUGUUUAGUAUUGAUUGUAA
Messenger RNA from Camellia sinensis, 2063 nucleotides. RefSeq lists its product as uncharacterized. NCBI's taxonomy places the organism in Eukaryota, Viridiplantae, Streptophyta, Magnoliopsida, Ericales, Theaceae. The record is from RefSeq and is a predicted model, not a curated record.